AUGUCCACCGCACCACUUGAUCUCAGCAAGCCUAAUCGACCCAUCGAGGUUGGAGUUCUCCUAAUGGGAGGCACAACUGAGAUCCUAGACGUUGCCCCAAUCGAUAUGCUGUACUCAUUGUCCCAUCAGUGCUUGGACGAUUGGGAUGAGAAGUUCAUUGACCCGAAACUCAAGGCCCAGGCACUUGACAUGAACUUUCAUUGGGUCAGCGAGAAAAAGGUCCCGACCAAGCUGACUGGAGGUCUUAACAUCACUCCAACGGAUGACUUUACAACUUCUCCACCCCUGGACAUCGUCAUCAUGGGCGCCCAUGACUUUAAAUACACGCCCAACGAGACGGAACUAGCAUACAUCCGCAAAUCCUAUGAAGGCAGCAGCGCUUUCAUUGCCAUUUGCGGCGGCAUCCAAGCACCCCUGCAAGCGGGUAUUCUCAAAGGUCUAUCUGCAACGGCUCCCCGACCACUUCUCCCGAUCGCGAAGCAGUUAUCCCAAGACACCGAGUGGCACGAGAAGCGAUGGCACCAAGAUGGAAAAAUGUGGACUAGUGGCACUUUGCUCAACGGCAAUGAUCUAAUGGCAGCCUUUGCGCAAAAAUAUUGGGGAGGCGAUGAGUCUUUGGCCCAAUGGAUGGUUCUUACUGGUCAUUGGCCACAACGUGAUGUCAACUACAAGGACGCCGUUUCGCCUCUCUAG
Molecule: messenger RNA, 693 nt
Organism: Exophiala bonariae
Lineage: Eukaryota; Fungi; Ascomycota; Eurotiomycetes; Chaetothyriales; Herpotrichiellaceae
Exons: 3
Coding region: 1-693 (230 amino acids)
Biological process (GO): regulation of DNA-templated transcription
Source: RefSeq, a predicted model, not a curated record